This is a messenger RNA of Gaeumannomyces tritici R3-111a-1, 1252 nucleotides long. RefSeq lists its product as hypothetical. NCBI's taxonomy places the organism in Eukaryota, Fungi, Ascomycota, Sordariomycetes, Magnaporthales, Magnaporthaceae. The record is from RefSeq and is a predicted model, not a curated record. The transcript has 2 exons. The coding region runs from base 1 to 1011 and encodes 336 amino acids.
AUGGCGGUUUGGAUCCGCCGCGACGACGCCCGCUUCACUAGCUUGACGUGCGGCACCGCCGCCGGCUCCACCACGAGCAUCUACGAGAGCCCCCGGACGACGGCAGUACUGACGACGACGACCGCCGCCGCCGCCGCCGGGGGUGGUAGUGGCCCGGGAGGCGGCGCGCCUAGCGGCAGGGUCGGCGGGGGGAGCACGUGGGGGUGGUCGAGCGUGAUGACGACGACGCGCGGGCAGGCGGCCGUUACCAGUACUGGCAGUUCCGGCUCCCCUUCUCGGGUGCCUUCGAUGACGACCGCAGGCCCCGUCGUUAGGGAAAGCUCCAGCGGCACGGAUGUGGGUGCCACAAGCUCUGCGGCCGGCGGAAGCAGCGGCAGCAGCAGCAGCAGCAGCAGAAGCCGCAGCGGAAAGAGCACGAGCCGGAGCAGCGAUCCCGGCGGCUCGACUGGUGAAGCCCUCCCGGGCCCUGCUCCUCCUACCGGCUUCGUUUCCAGCCCGCCCGUCGCUCCGACCAUACAGACCCCCACGGCCCGACGCACCCGGUCCGCCCGUACCAGCGCGGCAACGCGCGUCUCGUCAUCACCCCCUACUAACCCAUCUAUCGUCGAGCCACCAGCAGCAGCACCGACGUCGCCCACCACGUUACACUCGCACUCGCCGCCGCCCUCGCCAACAGAAGCAUCAUCCACCGGCACCACGUCAGCAACAACGGCGAUGACGACGACGGCGACACCGCCCCUGGACAACAGCGACCCAGGCGCCCCCGCCGACCACGCAGGCGAACGGGGCAGGGUCGCGGGCGCCGUCGCGAGCGCGCUCGCGGGCGUCGUCCUCGCGGCGUCGGCGGCGCUCUUCGUGGCCUACCGCCGCACGCGCCACAGGUUCGGUACGGCCAUGCAGUUCAUCUACCGCUCCUUCAAGUCCAGCACCAGCAGCGGCGGCUUCGGCGGCGCCGGGGAGGGCGGCCGCGCGAGGCCGCGCGGGAAGCAGGGGCGGGGGGACGUGGGCUGAGGGACACAAAGCUGUGUCCGUCUGCUUUUCGUUUUCUUCUUCUUCCUCCUUCUUUCUUCAUCCUUCCUUUUCUCCCCUGGUCCGUCCUCUCCAUAUUGCAUAAUACUUCCAUGCACAGUGGCCUGUCCCCUUUUUCAUACUUUUCGUGGUUCAAAGGAUAAACCUGCUCCCUCCUUGCUCCAUCUCUGACCUAGGCAUACUCGAUCAUCCCUAUCAACAGCUCAACGAAUUGGUGCCAUGG